Molecule: messenger RNA, 3365 nt
Organism: Mastomys coucha (southern multimammate mouse)
Lineage: Eukaryota; Metazoa; Chordata; Mammalia; Rodentia; Muridae
Gene: Ncln
Product: nicalin
Exons: 14
Coding region: 582-2273 (563 amino acids)
Biological process (GO): regulation of signal transduction
Cellular component (GO): endoplasmic reticulum membrane
Source: RefSeq, a predicted model, not a curated record
GAGAACCAAGGCACCGGAUGGGCACUUUCUCUUUCCUUUCCUACUUCUUUCCGGGUCGGACGGUCACGUCCUGCACUUUAGGUCUUUGGUUUUCCUUCUCAUUAACGACGCCAAACAUAUGGCUUAAACAAGAUUUACUGGGAAUAGUUUUUAAUAGCUUUGUAAAUCAUCUGUGUUUUGCGGCUUGGAUGAGUUCAGUAGCAGUAGACUGUCCGCCAUAGCUUCAGGGAGCAGCACCGUGAGACUACAACUUCCAGGGUGCUCUGCGCGCAAGGACUGAAACAGCUUCCUAGAGGCCCUAGCGCGAGUCUCAAGUCUGCCUACAACUCCCAGCGUUCCACCGCGCGCGGAGCCGUUUAAAACGAGGCUCACUCACAAGAAAGACUACAUUUCCCGGAAGGUGGUGCGGCAGAUAGGGACGUCCGCAGUGCUGCCAGAAGGACCCUAGGAUAGGCGCGGGCUGUUCGCGGCUCUCCCCGAAGGACCUCAGCAGCCGCCCAUGCCGAGCUGAGUCCGCGGAGCCGCGGCCGCUUCUUGUCGCCGUCCGUCGCCGCCGCCUUUGCGGCCUGCCGCCCGCCGGGAUGCUGGAGGAAGCGGGCGAGGUGCUCGAGAACGUGCUGAAGGCGUCGUGUCUGCCACUCGGCUUUAUCGUCUUCUUGCCCGCCGUGCUGCUGCUGGUGGCGCCGCCGCUGCCCGCCGCCGACGCCGCGCACGAGUUCACCGUGUACCGCAUGCAGCAGUACGACCUGCAGGGCCAGCCAUACGGCACUCGGAAUGCAGUGCUCAACACGGAGGCACGCACAGUGGACGCAGAUGUGCUGAGCCGUCGCUGUGUGCUUAUGCGGCUCCUAGACUUUUCCUAUGAGCACUAUCAGAAGGCUCUGCGACAGUCAGCAGGCGCUGUGGUUAUCAUCCUGCCCCGUGCUAUGGCUGCUGUGCCCCAGGAUGUUGUUCGGCAAUUCAUGGAGAUCGAGCCUGAGAUGCUAGCGAUGGAGACUGUGGUCCCCGUGUACUUUGCUGUGGAGGAUGAGGCCCUGCUGUCCAUCUACGAGCAGACCCAAGCUGCCUCUGCCUCCCAAGGCUCUGCCUCUGCUGCCGAAGUACUGCUGCACACGGCCACAGCCAAUGGUUUCCAGAUGGUGACCAGUGGAGCCCAGAGCCAGGCAGUGAGUGACUGGCUCAUCACCAGUGUGGAGGGACGGCUGACAGGGCUGGGAGGCGAGGACCUCCCCACCAUUGUCAUCGUGGCUCAUUACGACGCCUUUGGGGUAGCCCCAUGGCUGUCCCUGGGUGCAGACUCAAAUGGGAGUGGCAUCUCUGUGCUGCUGGAGCUGGCUCGCCUCUUCUCGCGCCUCUACACGUACAAGCGCACACAUGCAGCGUACAACCUCCUGUUCUUCGCAUCUGGAGGGGGCAAGUUCAACUACCAGGGCACCAAGCGCUGGCUUGAGGACAGCCUGGACCACACAGACUCCAGCCUCUUGCAGGACAACGUAGCCUUCGUUCUGUGCCUGGACACUGUAGGACGUGGCAGCCACCUGCGCCUGCAUGUGUCCAAGCCUCCGAGGGAGGGGACACUGCAGCAUGCCUUCCUGCGAGAGCUGGAGAUGGUGGCUGCGCAUCAAUUCCCUGACGUCAGCUUCUCCAUGGUACACAAGAAGAUCAAUCUAGCAGAUGAUGUGCUUGCCUGGGAGCACGAGCGCUUUGCCAUCCGAAGGCUGCCCGCCUUCACGCUGUCACAUCUGGAGAGCCACCGUGCGGGGCCUCGCAGCAGCAUCAUGGAUGUGCGGUCCCGGGUAGACUCCAAGACCCUGACUCGGAACACAAGGAUCAUUGCCGAGGCCCUGACGAGGGUCAUCUACAACCUGACAGAGAAGGGGACGCCCCCAGACAUGCCAGUGUUCACGGAGCAGAUGCAGGUCCAGGAGGAGCAGAUAGAUUCAGUCAUGGACUGGCUCACCAACCAGCCACGGGCCGCCCAACUGCUAGACAAGGAUGGGACAUUCCUGAGUACACUGGAACACUUUCUGAGCCGCUACCUGAAGGAUGUGCGACAACACCAUGUGAAGGCUGACAAGCGGGACCCUGAGUUUGUCUUUUAUGACCAGCUAAAGCAGGUGAUGAAUGCUUACAGGGUCAAGCCAGCCAUCUUCGACCUGCUGCUGGCCUUGUGCAUUGGGGCGUACCUUGGCAUGGCGUACACGGCCGUCCAGCACUUCCACGUGCUAUACAAGACGGUGCAGAGACUGCUGCUCAAGGCCAAGGCACAGUAACAGUGGCCGUGCACAGGUGGCCCAGGAGGUACUGGCCCACACACCCACAGCGGCCAGACUGAACCACAGAGGGUUUGGAUGGGUCACUAGGAUGCAAGGACGUCUCUCCCUGUCCAUUUCCUUGAAUGUCCCUGGAGGAGAGCCCCGCCCACCUGCAGAUGAGCCCACUGGGAUGGAAUGAUGGCCCGGGCCACAUGCACUGAAGGGCCACACGCUGGUGUUGGCCUCCCCAGUGGCUGGGUCCCAGAAGCCGGUCUCUGUGGUUCUGUAGAGGCAGCUGCCAUCAGCCUGCCUCUCCCUAGCGCUGGCCAGCACCCAACAGUGUCUCCCUGCUCUUCCUCUUCAUACCCCACCCGCCUGUUGUCACCUCCCCCACCACUGGACCCACCUGGUCCCCCAGCUGGAUCUGAGCCACCUGAGGUUCUGGCUGCUCCUGCAAGUGUCCCUUCGCUCAGUCCUGAUGCUGGUGACUGGGCAGGAGUUGGUCCUGGUCUGGAGUGUGCAGUCCUGAGGUCUCCCCACCUCCCACCCCCUAGCCUCAGUUUCCCCACCUGUGAUACAUUCUGGGGAGUCCGCCCCUCUAUCAUAGUGUCUGAUGGAACAGCCAGGCCCAGCACAGCCCUGGAUGUCCCCAACAGGAUGGCCUUGGGAGGGGGACACCAGUGCUGACGGUUGACCUCAGGGACCCAACAGUGAAUUGAUUCAAUAGCAAUAUGACCCAGGAGGUGUCAGGCUGGGGACCAGCUGAAGACCAGCUGCUUCUGUCCCUCCAGCACCUGCUGAGGCCUGGCCCACCCCCACCCGCUGUAGGCUGCCUCUGCUUAGCAGUGGUGGCUGCCACCCUGGUGGCACUCGUGUCAUAGGGCGAGAGGGGUCAGCCUGCUGCCCUGGCCCUGGGCGCUCUCGCUCUCCUCUCUCCUCUUAACCUGGCAGCUGGUUACGGGUCUGAGGCCAGUGCCACCUGUCACUGGAAAAGUACACAGGGCACGUGCCACCUCCCUCUGUCCUGACAGGGUAUGGGGAUGGAUGGCCUCUGGGAGUGGCUGCUGGUCUGCAGUUGGUGGGUUACAAAAUAAAAGCCAUAUUGAAGGA